GGGGCGGAGCAUGCGCGUUACGAGGCAGUCGCGGGGCUGAUGACAUAAAACCCGGGCUCCGGGAACGCCGGCGUGCUGAGGAGGCUAGAGCAUGGCGUCUCGGGGUCGGAGACCCGAGCACAGCGGACCCCCGGAGCUGUUUUACGACCAGAAUGAAGCCCGGAAAUACGUUCGCAACUCACGGAUGAUCGAUGUUCAGACCAAGAUGGCUGGGCGAGCACUGGAGCUCCUUAAUCUGCCGGAGGGUCAGCCCUGCUACCUAUUGGACAUUGGGUGUGGUUCUGGGCUGAGUGGAGAUUAUCUCUCAGAUGAAGGGCACUAUUGGGUGGGCAUUGAUAUCAGCCCUGCCAUGCUGGAUGCAGCCUUGGACCGAGACACGGAAGGAGACCUGCUUUUGGGGGAUAUGGGCCAGGGUAUCCCCUUCAAACCAGGCUCCUUUGAUGGUUGUAUCAGCAUCUCUGCUGUGCAGUGGCUCUGUAAUGCCAACAAGAAGUCCGACAUUCCUGCCAAGCGCCUGUACCGCUUUUUUUCCUCUCUGUAUUCUGUUUUGGCCCGUGGUGCCCGUGCCGUCCUGCAGCUGUACCCUGAGAACUCUGAGCAGUUGGAGCUGAUCACAACCCAGGCCACGAAGGCCGGCUUCACAGGUGGCGUGGUGGUGGACUACCCCAACAGUGCCAAAGCAAAGAAGUUCUACCUCUGUCUGUUUUCUGGGCCUUCAACCUUCCUGCCGAAGGGGUUGAGCGAAAAUCAGGAGGAAGAGGAGGCCACUGAGUCCAUGUUCACUAAUAAGAGGACAGCCUCAGAUGCAGUGGGGAUGCCAUGGUGGGACUGGAACUGGACAUCGCUCUUGAACUGUGCCUGCUUCUGCUGGAGCUAGAGGGUGGGACACUUCUGGGUGUCUGGGCAGCUCAGCUCCCUUAGUCAGCCCGCACAUGCCCUUGCCCCUCGUAGCAGGCUGCCCCCUCCACGCACCUGGGCCCCGUCCCUGCGUGGCUCCCUCCUGGCUCCCCUUCCCUCUCCUGCAUCCUCAUCUCCACUCUCCUGGGUCAUUUGCAUCUGCACACAAUUUAUCCUGUUUCAGAAAAGAUCCUCCCUCAACCCCGGAUCAGCUGCCCACUGUCACCCUGUCUGUCUGCUUCCUGGGAAGCAGAGCGCCUGCUUGCCUCCACCUGCUUCCUAUUCUGCCGACCUAGCAGGCCCUCAGCUUCCCCACUGACCCCAUCUUGCCAGAUCCGCCGCCUCUCAGUCCUGCCCUCUGCUGUCCUCAUCUCAGCUGUGUGCUCAGUGGGGUCUGACACAGGGGCCACUCCCUUCUGGACAUGUUCUUGGCUGUUCAACCUGUCCUGCUUUCCUGCAGCCCCACUGACUGUUCCUGCUCAGUGUGCUGUGGGUUCUCCUGGGUGGUGUGCUGGGCAGCCUGGCCCACUGCUCUCAUCUCUGCCACUUUAAAUGUCAGCCAGGAUUUCAGAGCCCUCAUCACAGCCUUAGCCUCAGUCCACUGCAGGUUUCCCGGCUUCUUAGUCCCCUUGCCUGGACUCACCACCUGCCCGUCAGACUCCCAAGUUCCCCGCCUUCUCAGUCAUUCCUGUCCUUCCUCACGUGUGACAUCCAGUCAGCCCACCCACGAGUCCUGUCAUCCCUCCCUCAACAUGUGCCCCAAAUCUAGCCUAGACUGUUGCUGCCGAGGUUCCCUGAUGUCCAUCUGUCCAUUGAAACUUGAAAACAAAUUUCAACUUGUUUUUUGCCCAGCAGCGACACUGGACCUCUUCUCAAAGGUUCAUCAUCUCCUGUUGAUUCUCUGCCCACUGUCUGUGGUGGCCUUCCUGUCGCCUUCAUUCUCCACCUGUCCCUGCUCUGAGUCAUGUGUUUUGUUUGCGUGGUUAUUAUUUGUAUCCCCAACUAAAAUGAAAUCUUGGUGGGGCUGGUGUCAGAUCGUUGGAUCAACAAUAGCCUCUUGUUAAUAGAAGGAGCUUGGGAUUCUUGAAUGUGUAGUGGAUUAUGUGGUGGCUGAGAGGGAAGCUGUUCCCUGGUUCUGCUGGAUGAAACCAGUCUCAAGGUGAAAACUGAGUGUUUCUGCAGACACCAGACCACUCCUUCUGACCCCUGAGGGGCCCUGUGGUUGUUCCUCUUGGCUGGGUGGGGGGGUUGUCUAUUUGGCAGAGGAGGGUACAGUUGUGUUGACCCCUAUGCCACUUGGUCCUCAUACCUGAGUCUGCUGACCACAUGUCCUUACUAUAAACUUGGGUGAGCUGGAGGACUGGGCACUAUUCCCCAGCUGUUUAAAAGGGGUUGACCCUGCCCUGUCACCGUGUGUGGAGCACAGCGAGUGUGUGCUUCGUGGCUCCCUUGCUCUGCAGGCUCCUGCUCCAUGGCUCAAUGUGGACAGAGGGGCGGCUGCAGCAUUCUAACUUACUGUCACUACUGUUUCAUCACAUUGAGGACAAUUUCAAAUAGGUGGAUUAGGAACAAGUUGAAGGCUUUGUCUAGUGAGGCUGUGCCUCUGCUUCUUCUGCUUCUCCUGUUUGGUCCAUGCUUCCUCAUCCUAACUGACCCCUCCAAACUCCUGAGGCCACGCCCCCUUUUCUCUUGGCCUUUGAGUCACACCCCAGCCACCUGCUCCCUUAUGCCCCCCCAGGCUGUUCCCACUGCUGCUUGUGGCUGCUGCGUGCUGGGUGCUUCGUUAUGGUUUCUGGGACUGAGCUCCUGCACGCACCUGUGCAACAGGAUGGGGGUUCAGUGGGACUUGCUGGCUCUGGCCUCGCUUGCUUCUCAGGACUCUCCUGGGUCUUCUGGGCUCUUCCAGUUGUCUUUCCUCACCCCUGGGUCCCUUGUUCUGGUCCUUCUCUGUGCUCCUUUCUGGUACACCCUGAGCAGCUCUUGGGCCUCCACACUGGCUUUGCCUAGAGAGCAUUGCCUCUGCCCUGGUGUACUCGAGGGUACCUGAAGGGCAAGGCUGGUUCCACAGGCUGUGCUUCAGGUGCUUGGGGAGUGGCAGGCAGCUUUGCCUGUGUUGUGCUGAAAGCAUUGCUGCCAGGCCGGGAUGUAGCUUUAGGGGACCAGCGCAGGCUUCCUCUUGUGGCCUCUCCCCCGUGGUGCUGUGGGGUUCUCGUCUCCUCAGCCAGAGCUGGGGGCCAAGAUUAGUCUUCGAGGUCCUCGUUGGGGCUGCCAGGAGCUGGGUAGUCUUGUUUUCCUACCUCAGACAUGAA
Molecule: messenger RNA, 3206 nt
Organism: Ictidomys tridecemlineatus (thirteen-lined ground squirrel)
Lineage: Eukaryota; Metazoa; Chordata; Mammalia; Rodentia; Sciuridae
Source: RefSeq, a predicted model, not a curated record